AUCGACGUAUUUUCGGUGAAUGUUUUGUUGAGGCUUGUAAAUCAAUUUGUGGAUACCUAUGCUUUGUAUUGCGUCAGCUUGUCGGAGUAUAUGGUCUAUAUUAUGCACCAGAAGUGAUUUCAAGGUGGAAAAGAUAGUUUGUUUUGAAAACUUACACAGAAAUGGGACGAUCACAGGAAUCAAGGCCUUUCCUUCCAAUUCGUGAAGAACUCGAGUUCGAAAGUGAAGAACAGCUCAGCAUUCGAAACAGUUUUAACUCGUGUUUAUUAAAUCAAAGAACGAAGAGGAGAGUUGCUUUUGUAUUGACUGCUGCUGCGUUCGUUGCCAUUCUCUCAGGCUUACUGUACUAUUAUUUCUCUCGAAAAGUCAAGGAAUACGAACAGAUCUUAUUAGAGGAAAAUCAACAUAUGAAAGUGACGAUCAAAGCUGGUGUCAUACGCGGUAAAUUUGAGGGUGAUGCUGUCGUGUUUAAAGGAAUUCCUUAUGCAAAACCGCCCGUUGAUAAUUUACGCUGGAAAGCUCCGGUUUCGUGUGACGAGAAUGUAAAUAAGUGCUGGAAUGGAACUCUGGAUGCAAGUGAAUUUGGAAGUUGGUGUGCACAGCAAGAUGUGCUGCACACUCCAGACCCAACCAAAGUCAUAGGCAGUGAGGACUGUCUGUUUAUUAAUGUAUGGACACCGAAACACAGAUCAACUGGAAUACUUCUCCCUGUUCUAGUUUACAUUCAUGGUGGAUUUUUGAUGUACUCCUCUGGGGAUUGGAAUGGACUUCACCCCCAACCUGAAAUGGUUUCAGAGAUGAAUAUUGUUGGAGUGUCUUUCAAUUACAGAUUAAAUGCAUUUGGUUUUCUUGCCUUAAAGUCCUUAGCAGAGGCAUCACCAAGCAAAAGUACAGGAAACUAUGGCUUCAUGGACCAGAUAUUAGCUUUAAAGUGGGUGAGGGCUAACAUCCAUAAAUUUGGUGGUGAUCCAAAAUCUGUUACUCUGAUUGGACAAAGCUCUGGUGGUACAUCUGAACUGGCUUUGCUUGCCUCCCCUAGUGCUGCCGGGUUAUUCCAUCGAGCAAUUGUCAUGAGUGCCUCAGCUGUUUAUAACAAAUCAUGGGAAGAUGCUGCAAAUGACAACAAAAUUUUCAUAAAAAAUUGUGAUUGUGUGAGAAACAGUUCAGCAGCUGAGAGAGACUGUUUAUAUCAGCUUACUACUGAAAAACUGGAAGCAGCCAUCCCAUGGGAUGUAUACCCAUUUUGGCGCAUGUCUGACUCUAUGGAUCUGCCACAAAAAAACCUGUUUGAUGGGGCAGUUGCUGUUGUUGACAAUGUUGUGGUUCCCAAGCCUCCUCUUCUUGCCAUGGUAGAAGGAGAAGCAAAUGAUGUCCCUUUAAUUAUUGGGACAACAGGGCAGGAGAUAAAUAUUAAGCCUGUGAUGGAUUUUUCUAAUUCUACUUGGGAAGACUACAGUACUUAUGUAAAGCAAAAGUUGGCUCCUUUUAUUGGAAAGAAUGUUAGCAUGGUUCUUGCCUUGUAUAACAAAAGUGAGCUUAGUAAGGAACCUCUCUCUCCUCAGUUUUCUUAUUCAUCCAUGGCCUCUGAUAUACGACUUUCUUGCCCAAAUGAUGUGUUUGCCUCCAAAGCAUCUCAAGGUUUUAAGAGCCCAGUUUAUAGAUAUGUGGUUACAAGUGCUCCAUCAUCUCCAAUAAAUGUGUUUGGAUAUCCAGCAACAUUUGCAUUUCACAUGUGGGAUCUUAUCACACUGUUUGGUUUCCCUCCUGCAUUUCAUUACACUCCAUCAUCCAGAGACCAGAGUUUCUUGAAGGACCUUAGAAGAGAGUUCGGUAAAUUUAUUAACAAUGAAUUUAAUCAAGAAGAUGCUCCAUGGAAAAAGUUUCCUAAAAGUACUGCUCUGUUCACAGACAGUGGUGUAAAGGUUCUUGAUAGCAAUGGUUAUCACAUAGAAGAGUGUGCAUUUUGGCUUAAUAAUGGGUUCUUUUCAUAUGGAUGGAUUAACUAAUUACAAUCUCUUAAAUUUAAGUAGAUUGUUUUGAACUGAGUGUAAAGAGAUACUGAAAAUUUUCUGCAUGCCAUUAAUCUUUAUUUCAUAUUUAUUAAUUUGACUCGUUCAUUCCCCCAGCUUCUUGAUUGGCUUUGUAGCCACUGUAGAACACAAAGUCUUUUUCUAUGCAUAGAUUGCAAUCUAGCUUUGGUGUUUACUUACUUUGCACCCUUUAACUCCCAGAAUCCCAUGAGUAAUUCUCCCUUUGAGCUUCUUUACAUUUCCUUGUAAACAAGACAGGAGAAUUUGGUGUUACAUCAUGAUAGCACCAUCUCCCUGUUAAGUUUGUAUGUUCUCAUAUCCUGUUUUCAAGAUAUCAUAUUGGCAUUGUAAGGAGAAAUUACAUGUAGAUAACUUCUGGGAGUGAAAGGAUUAAGAAAGCUAUGCAAUGUAUUUUGAGUGAUUUCUUUGAUAGAGUUACGACAAAGAAAAAAAUAUAUAUUUAUUUUUUUCUUUGUUGGGCAGUGAACACUCAAGUACUUCUAAAUUAGCAGAAACCAUUUUUCUAAAGCAGGGGGAAGCAGGGUCAUUACCUCAGAUUAAUGAUGAGUAAUCAUGAUUUAAUGGUGAAUAUAAAUUAUUUGGAUAUAUAUUGAUACUAUUACCUUAUUUAUGUAUUUUUUA
Messenger RNA from Pocillopora damicornis (cauliflower coral), 2672 nucleotides. RefSeq lists its product as uncharacterized. Lineage: Eukaryota; Metazoa; Cnidaria; Anthozoa; Scleractinia; Pocilloporidae. The record is from RefSeq and is a predicted model, not a curated record.